Molecule: messenger RNA, 1286 nt
Organism: Salvia splendens (bonfire salvia)
Lineage: Eukaryota; Viridiplantae; Streptophyta; Magnoliopsida; Lamiales; Lamiaceae
Product: zinc finger matrin-type protein 2
Exons: 10
Coding region: 315-923 (202 amino acids)
Biological process (GO): mRNA splicing, via spliceosome
Cellular component (GO): spliceosomal complex; U4/U6 x U5 tri-snRNP complex
Molecular function (GO): zinc ion binding; nucleic acid binding
Source: RefSeq, a predicted model, not a curated record
AUAAAUGCAAAAGAAUUGGUUUAAUUUAUUAAAUUCGAUACAUACUGUAAAAAAUUACUCCAUACUUGAAUGCUAAUUUGUGUACUCAAACAAAGGAGAAGGAAAAUAAAGCAACGGAGUAGAGGAAGAGGGGAAAGGCCAAGUCCUUUUGCGAUUACCUCUGCGAACCCCAAUUCAGAAAAGUGGAAAACUAGUGUUGAAUUAGUCUGUUCCCACUCCCAUCGAUCCUUUCUUCAUAAUUUCAGGUUCCCCUCAUCUCUACGCGAUUCCUUUUGGUAGAAUUCAGUGUAAGAGUCGGCGAACGGAGCUGCAUAAUGGCUCAAUCUGGCAGCGGCGCUGCUGGAAUUGAUAACACUUUCCGAAAGAAAUUCGACCGAGAGGAGUACCUGCAACGCGCUCGGGACCGCGAAGCUAAGGAAGAAGCUCGGAACAAGUUAAAAUCAAGUGGUCCACCGGUGCAAAGGAAACCAUUGCAGCAUAGAGAUUAUGAAGUGGACCUCGAAUCACGCCUGGGGAAGACUCAGGUCGUGACUCCUAUUGCGCCCCUCAGUCAACAGGCUGGAUACUACUGCUCAGUUUGUGAAUGUGUAGUUAAAGAUUCAGCAAACUACUUGGAUCAUAUAAAUGGAAAAAAGCAUCAACGAGCUCUGGGAAUGUCUAUGCGGUCGGAAAGAGCAACCUUGGAGCAGGUCCAGCAACGGUUUGAUGUUCUCAAAAAGAGGAAAGAUACUCCAGGCUUUACAGAGCAAGAUUUUGAUGAACGGAUCCUAAAACAACAACUAGAAGAGGAGGAAAGAAAACAUCAACGUCGAGAGAAAAAGAAAGAGAAGAAGAAAGAGAAGGCAGUAGAGGAGGAACCCGAGAUUGACCCAGACGUUGCAGCUAUGAUGGGAUUUGGAGGUUUUGGAUCAUCGAAGAAGUGAACUGUGACCUGGGUCCCUAAAUCAGAAGUGUGGGGUAAAGCACAUAUAUGAGUCUCCCAGUGAUGCAAGCUAGGUGGAGGCAGUACUCUGUUUCGGGUUGUCUUGUUUCAUCUUCACCUCUGCAAAUCACAUGGUCGAGAUUGUGACCUUAAGAGCUGCUAGUUAUUAAUCAAUGGUGCACGAUGUUAGAGAGCUAUAUAUUGGACAAGAGGUUGAAACAUGAAACCCUUGGAAAAAUAUAGUUUUCCAAGCCUCUGGUACAAACAAAUAAGUCAGCAAUUGUAGCGUAUUGCGUUAGAACUGCAGACACUAUUUUUAUAGCAACUUCAAUAGUGAAAGAGGUUUUUAAUUAGGUUUUGACAA